This is a messenger RNA of Seriola dumerili (greater amberjack), 2630 nucleotides long. RefSeq names its product chondroitin sulfate N-acetylgalactosaminyltransferase 2 (gene csgalnact2). The transcript has 8 exons. The coding region runs from base 303 to 1922 and encodes 539 amino acids. Gene Ontology annotation, cellular component: Golgi cisterna membrane. Gene Ontology annotation, molecular function: glucuronosyl-N-acetylgalactosaminyl-proteoglycan 4-beta-N-acetylgalactosaminyltransferase activity. Lineage: Eukaryota; Metazoa; Chordata; Actinopteri; Carangiformes; Carangidae. The record is from RefSeq and is a predicted model, not a curated record.
UCUUUGCUCCGUGGCAUUUUGCAACACAAGCUACCUGCGGUGGGUGGUUGUACACGGAACCCACGGCCCUACGCGCAGGCAGGAAUGGACAAAGACGGGAACAGGUGAUCAUUGCAUGGAUUCACACAGGACCAAUGUUUGAAGACUCUGAUUCAUUGGAGCCAAGUGCUGCGACCUUCACAGAAAAUGACAUAAGUGGCCCUCCAAAUCUAGAAGGUGGUGUGCAGAAACAUAUUGUAAGUAAUGUGAUCUGAGGGGAAAGGGAAUGCAGACUUUGCAGCUAUAGCUUGUAUGUGAGCGUGAUGCCCAGGCGGGGGUUGCCGCUCCAGGGCCGGGUCCGCUGGCUCUUCCUGGGGCUUUUCCUGCUGCUGGUGCUGCUGCUGUUUGCGUACCUGCUGGAGUGCACACCUCCGGCAGACGUCAGCUUGGUCCUGCCCGGGCUAGCAGGAGAGACCUAUGGAAAGGAGUAUUACCAGGCCCUGCUGCAGGAACAGGAGGAGCGCCACCUAAACCGUGCCGCCAGUCUCAAGCGCCAGAUCGCCCAGCUCAAGCAGGAGUUGCAGGAAAUGAGUGAGAAGCUGAAGCUCCUGCAGGACAAGAAGGAGCUCCCCGGGGUGCAGGGCCUGGCCGACGCUAAAGACCAAGAGCCGGGAGAUCUGCUGGAGUACUUACACUCUCAGAUCGACAAGGCUGAGGUUAACACAGGGGCGCGCCUGCCCAGCGAGUACGCCCUGGUGCCCUUUGAGAGUUUCACCUCAUCCAAGGUGUAUCAGCUGGAGAUGGGGCUGACGCGGCACCCGGAGGAGAAACCUGUCCGCAAAGAUCGCAGGGAUGAGCUGGUGGAGGUCAUCGAGGCCGCGCUGGACAUUAUCAACAACCCUGAUGAGGAGGACGGCGUGGAGGACGACAUGCCGAUGCAGAGACAAACCUACACAGAGGGUCACUUUACUGAGGGACUGUACAGGACCGAGCGAGACAAAGGGACACUUUACGAGCUCUUCUUUGCCAAAGAGGAAUCCAGCAGCUUCCGCCAUGUCACGCUCUUCAGGCCUUUUGGUCCCUUAAUGAAAGUCAGGAGCACAUCUGUAGAAACAUCAGGAAUGAUUAUUAACAUCAUCGUGCCGCUGGCGGGCAGAGUAGAAACUUUCUCACAGUUCUUACACAACUUCAGGGAGGUGUGCAUACAGCAGGACAGACGAGUGCAUCUCACAGUGGUUUAUUUUGGGCAGGAAGGUCUACAGGAGGCGAAGUCAUCAUUGGAAAAAAUGUCAAGGGAGGAGAGCUUCUCCAAUUACACCCUGAUCCCAGUGAACGAGGAGUUUUCACGAGGUCGGGGUCUGGACAUCGGAGCCCAUGCCUGGAAGAAAGGCGACGUCCUAAUGUUUUUUUGUGACGUCGACAUCCAUUUUACACUUGAGUUCCUAAACACCUGUCGUCUCCACGCUGCUCCGAACAAGAAAGUCUUCUAUCCAGUGGUUUUCAGUCUGUACAAUCCUGCCAUUGUCUAUGGAAAUUUGGAGCUGGCUCCACCCAUUGAACUCCAACUGAUUCACAAAAAGGAUGCUGGAUUCUGGAGAGAUUUUGGAUUUGGAAUGACGUGUCAGUAUCGCUCAGAUUUUCUAAAUAUUGGAGGGUUUGAUCUGGAGGUGAAAGGCUGGGGUGUGGAAGACGUCCACUUGUACAGGAAGUAUCUUCGGAGCGACCUGAUCGUGAUCCGGACUCCGGUGUCCGGCCUUUUCCACCUGUGGCACGAGAAGCAGUGUGCGGACGAACUGACGCCCGAGCAGUACCGCAUGUGCAUCCAGUCCAAAGCCAUGAACGAGGCCUCCCACUCUCAUCUGGGCAUGCUGGUUUUCCGCGAGGAGAUCGAGGCGCACCUGCGCAAACAGGCCUUCAAGACUCAGAGCAAAACAGAGGACUAAGCAAGGCUCCGCCCACCCAACGUCAUUCCAACGUUAAGACUGAGAGGUGCUGACAAUAUUAACACAUUACAGCAAAGACGUGUUUACAUGGAUCCUUCUGCAUUUCACUGCACAGCUGUAGACAAAUGAAUGUACAAAAAACGUUGAUCAAUGUAAAACUUCACAACAUGGUACAACUCUUAUUGAGGAGCUACAGCAGAAUCAAACACAAGCACAUGAUCAAAUGAGCAACAUUUAACCUGCUGAAGGAAAAGUUACACGUGUAGAACAAGUAAUAUAUCUCUUGGAUUUAUGUUGACAUUGUGUUUUUACAUACUGCAGUCAUUUGAAUAAGCAUGCAGUUAUUAAGCCAUCCUACCUGCUUCAAACAUGGCACCCGACUUGUAAACCAGUUUCUUCACCUUCUCCGCUGCUGAAUGUGACGUCAGCCGGAAGAUUCCAGCUGCGUCUUCCAAAAGUGUGUCAGACAAGCCCAACCAGCUGUCAGCGUUUGGAAUGGCUUUUUAAUUGAAAAAUGAAAGUUUGAAAGCUGCACUUUCUCAAAAGGAAGUUUAAAAAAAUGUAAGUCGACCCUACAAGAACCAGUAAAUUUCUGCUGGUUAUCAACUUUAGAUCAAAGCAAUCUUUCACUUUAAACAGUAUAUUAGCAGUUGUUUAUGGAGCCAUACUGUUCUGUUAAUAUUAUAUAUAUAUUUAUAUAUAUAUAUA